Molecule: messenger RNA, 2607 nt
Organism: Paramisgurnus dabryanus
Lineage: Eukaryota; Metazoa; Chordata; Actinopteri; Cypriniformes; Cobitidae
Product: protein lifeguard 3
Biological process (GO): negative regulation of apoptotic signaling pathway
Cellular component (GO): Golgi apparatus; membrane; endoplasmic reticulum
Source: RefSeq, a predicted model, not a curated record
CCUCACUGCAUUCAACAGCUGACUUGUGUAGUAGAGGACGACGACAACUCUGCACUUUAAUGUCGUAGAUAAAUUGCGUAGUUUAAUUUCUUAUUCCCGUUGUUGUGGUGACAGAAACUUGGACCAUCACAAUGUUUAAGUCAGAUCUCCCUCCAACUUAUGAAGAGUCGAGGCAGCAGGCAUAUGGUCAACAGCAGCACAGCAACUAUCCAUACCCUCCAUAUGGAUAUCCAGCUCAGACAGGGGUGUACCCUGGUCCAGGGCAGCCUGGCAUACACCCCCAGUCUGGGCUUUGGCAGGGUCCUGGAUACUCCUCACCAGCAAUGCCAGCUUUCAUAACACAAGGAAUGUGUUCACCCAACCCUAAUGAUACAAUGGGCAUCUCAUCAUCUGGCAUGUGGGACAGCAUGAGUGUUCGACAUGCCUUCAUAAGAAAGGUCUACCUUAUUUUAGCUGCCCAACUAUUUAUCACUGCCUCAAUCAUUGCAGUGUUUGUAUUUGUUGAGCCUGUGCGUCUUUUUGUGAUCCAAAAUCCUGCCAUUUAUUGGGCAUCAUUCCCGGUGUAUCUUGUUACUUAUCUUACGCUGGUUUGCUGUGAAGGACCAAGGAGACGUCACCCAUGGAAUUUAAUACUCCUUUUUAUUUUUACCCUUGCCUUGUCUUUCAUGACAGGAACCAUUUCAAGUUGUUUUGACACUAAAGCAGUGUUUCUGGCUCUGGGGAUUACAGCAAUAGUGUGUGUAAUUGUCACAGUCUUCUGUUUUCAGACCAAGGUUGAUUUCACCUCUUGUAAUGGUCUUCUAUGCGUUUUGUGUGUGGUUCUCCUGGUAACUGGCAUUAUAACAUCAAUUGUACUCUCCUUUCAGUAUGUACCUUGGCUGCACAUGCUGUAUGGUGCUUUUGGAGCAAUAGUCUUUACAUUGUUUUUGGCUUACCACACCCAGCUGCUCAUUGGAAAUCGAGCAAACACCAUCAGUCCUGAGGAAUAUGUGUUCGGUGCUCUUUCGCUCUACGUUGACAUUGUCCAAAUCUUUAUCUUCCUUCUUCACAUCACAGGAAGUUCUUCCGAGUAAACCCUUGGUUUUUGUUUUAAGUGAUAUUGAUCUUCAAGCUUUUUGACCUCUUACCUCAUAGUGCGUGAAUGAUAAAAUGUAUCUUCAUCAGUGGUGUGCAUUUCCAAUAUCACUUUAUUGAUUAUAAUGCGUUAUUACAAUGUUAUUUUGUGUUAUGUUGCUCAAACUUUUCAACAUUGACUGGUAAACUUUACUUGCCUUUAUGUGCACUUUAUUAUUUAUGUUCCAUCGGUUUGUUUUAAAGGAACUAAUGUAAGUGUGUGUAUACUAAGAUUGAUAAGAUGAUUUUUCUAAUGUAAAUGAUGUUGCAUAUAUCUUUAUUAACCAGAAGCAAAAUAAAAUGGGGACACUAUCAGCAAGCUGUCAGAUUUAAAAUAAGUUACCCAUGAUAGAAAAAUUUAAAAAUAUGUAAUCCUACCUCAGCUUAAUAUGGAGGCUAAUAUAAGUAGGCCAUUAAUAUGCAAACACUGUAAAGGAAUGGACACGUUGGCGAAACGUUUGAGGCUAUAACUGCAAGCUCAACUAAAAUUGGACAUAUUUUAAAACUUCAUACAAACCAUAAAACGCUAUUGUCAUGUCUUAACUCAUUAAUCUUACAAAAAAAUCAUUAAAUUCAAUACUGAGCCUGCAUGAACUUUAGAAUCCCGCCAAGUCUGAACUCAACUAAACCCGAACCAAAUAAAUAUUGCAUGUCUGAAAAAUAACAUUAAUAUGAGUAUAGACAGAAAUGGAAAGUAAUGUCAUUGUUUGCAUGUAUUAUUCUCAGUGUUCUUCUGUUAUUCAGCCCUGCAGCUCACCUCCCGAGUUUCAGAUCAGAAAUGAUGCAUUCACGAUGGGAUACAUUUGCAUGUUUUAGCAAUUUAAUCGAGUAUGAAUAGAAAUGCUGCUCUCAGUCACAUUGUGUUUGUUUAUAUGUUUUCCCAUUGGAGUCUGGGUAAUACUGACACAUGGUGGGAUUCGCGAUCGCAGGAAAAAUCUAAGCACGUUGAGGAACACAUUAACAUUUACUCAGAAACGUAGCUGCUUCAGGCUGCUGCAUUGGCCUCAUUUACAGUCACUGUGGACCACAUACUUAUUAUAAAAACUAAGAUGCUGAUAAAUCACCAGAAGUGAUGUCAUUGAGAAGUCAGAACUUUGUGUAAAAUACUGAUUAGUUCAAAGAUGUUCAGAUGUGUAUGAUCAAGUUCACUUUAAGGUGAAUGUGCUAUAUUAUAAUAUCUAAAUAAUUUGCUUAAAACUCUUCAUCUGUAACCAACAAAACUAUUAAACCAAUAAUGGCUUAUUCUAAAAAUAAUUUUGACAAACUACAUAUCAUUCAUAUUUCAAAACCUUUUUGUAGUAAGUAAUUAUAAUGCAGUGACUGUAAUGUAUUCGUUUGUGACAACAGUUUGCAGCAAAUCUGACGACACCUAGUGACCUUUGUUGGUAAAACCACUUAAAAAGUGAGAACCAUUUUGGUGCUUUUUAGUUGAAUUUUUGAUCAAAACUGAUCGAGGCUUACGGCUUUAUUUUUUUAGCAUUUUGAGCAUAAAAC